GUUGUAAAGGCGUAUCUUGGGUGCUGCUGGUGCUGCUGCUGACGCUGCUGCUGCUGCAUGUAAACACGGCGUGGAUACAAAGCAUUGCGGAGCCUUGGCGGGGCACGUCCACAUGUUUAGGAAAUCCGCAGACAGGGGGUUAAUUUCUGCAGUCACAUGCAAGAGAAGGUGAAGCUGAAGCACUGCUGAGGAGAGGGCCAACCAGAGCUGUGAGUUAGCCAUCGAGGAACUGGAAGCGUGGUGCCAUCAGUACUGCGUCACUCCCUUGGUGAGCGUGCCGUCAGGAGGAGGAGGAGGAGGUGGAGGGGGGAGGAGGCUGCAAGAGGAGGAAGAAAGGUGGUGGGUUAGCAGGAAGGGUGGGAGAGACAGCAACCCACCAUGGCAGCCCUCGACCAGAUAAGGGAGAGGGUGGAGAGUUUGUACAAGUUCCGCGAUGAGUACUUCAAGAUGCACGACAUUUCCGAGGCUGCGCAGAAGGCCGAGCGUGUCCAGAAGGAGAUUGAUGAGACGGUGAAGCUGAUCGAGAGCGUGAGGGACCAGGUGCCAGCAGAGGGGCGCGGGGAGAUGUACCUACUGCAGGGGCGGGCACUCAACGCAUCAUCCGAGCACAGUGCCGCGGCGGAGGAGGCGCUGGGGAGGGCCACGCGUUUCAACCUCCCGGACGCGUGGAAUGAGCUUGGGGAGUGCCAGUACAAGAAGGGGGACUUUAGCAGUGCCUUGACCUGCUUUGAGAAGGCUCUGAGGCUGGCCGAGAAGAAGGUGUAUUUCCGCAACAUGUCGAUGCUAAUGCGGAGUCUGCCGUGGAAGUCGCCCAAGGAACGGGAGGAGAACGUGAGCAAGGGCCUGGAGUACGCACGUAAGGCCCUCCAGCAGGACAUGGGCGAUGGACACUCCUGGCUGGUGCUCGGAAACGCCUACCUCGCCGCCUUCUUCACCGUCGAGGCCAAGAUGGAGUCACUGAAGCACUGCAAGGCGGCAUAUAGCAAGGCGACCAAUGACCCCCUCGCUGUGGUUCUGCCUGAGCUCCACUUCAGCAAGUUUCAUGUCCAGUGGUACGAGGAGGACUACACGGGCGCCCUCAAGAGCCUCCUGCGGGCCUACGAGCUGGAGCCGACCUGGGAGGAGUGCAAGAGCAAGUUCGACGAGUGCCACCGCUUCCUGCAGAAACUGGCGGUCAUGGUGCGGAACAAGGGCCAGCUGAACCAACGGCGCCUCAACGCUCUCAUGGCGGACAUUCAACCUAACCAACUUGGCCCAUACGAGAAGGGCGGGUCGAGCCUUACAGGGAGUGCCAAGCUGGACCUCACACCCCUGGCACUGCUGGCGGAGGGGAGCAACCAGGACAAGGUUGUGUUGGGGAAGGUGGUUUGUACAGUCAUCCCCGAGAGUGGCAUCCCGUUUUCUAUGUGCCUGGUGGACCGGGACGGAUCGUGCAUUGCCGUCACUGUCUACAACUGGGCCAGCUGGUGUGGGGUCAAAAUCGGGGACUCGGUGGCUGUGCUUGCGCCUGUUUUGAAGAGCCACAGCAUCAGCGUUCCCGGCCAUGAGACGCUGUCCUUCCGUUCGCUGCGUGUGGCCGUUCCGCUCAUGCUGGUGGUCAACAAACGACCCAUCACAGCCUCACAGAUUGCCACGUCACAGAUCGUCUCACAGCAGAAGCCAGAGUAGGGAGAGCAGGAGCAGGGAGGAGCAGAAAAGAUGAGCAGAAGAGGAAAGAACAGAAGACGAGGAAAAAGGAGGAUUGAUACCAUGACAAGGGGAGGGUGACUUGAGAGCUCUGGGUUGCGGGCUGUGUUGUGUUGGCGGUAGGUUGUGUUAGAGGCAGGUGUUGGGGUGUGGCCGAGAGCGAGUGAGAGAGAAAAGAAGGGGUCGUGAUGCGGCAUAUUGUCCCAUCACUUAAGAGGUUUAUUUACAUCAUCUUGUUCUUUUGUCUUAUCGUUCAGACAUGUUCACUUUUUCAGCUUCUUAGUGUGUCAUGUGUGUGUGUAUUUACCUAGUUGUGACAUAUGGGAAAAGAGCUACAUUCGCAUGGUCCCGUCUCCAUAUCCUCUCUUAUGCAACUUUUCCUUAAAAUCAUGAAUGUUUCUUGCACAAACCACCUCCUCCUUCAGUCCAUUCCACAGCUCAAUGCUUCUGUUUGGGAAGGUAAACUUUUUCACAUCUCUCCUGCAUGUGGUCGCCCUCAACUUCUUUCCAUGUCCUCUCGUUUCUCUCUCGUUCCACACACACAGGUCCUCUCUGUCCAAAUGUUCCACUCUGCUCGCCACCCUGUACACCGCUUUCAGGUCUCCUCUUUCUCUUCUCUCCAGGGUUGUGAGCCCCAUGCUAUUGAGUCUCUCCUCAUAAGUCCAAUCUCGAAGUUCUGGUACCAUCUUAGUUGCCACUCUCUGCACUCUUUCCAGCUUUCUUAUGUUCUUCUUUUCGUCAGGAGACCAGACCACUGCUGCAUACUCCAACCUUGGCCUUAUCAUUGUAACUAUUAUUUUCUUCAUCUCUUGUCCAAAUACACAAAUGCCGUCCUUAUGUUCUUCAGCAAAUUCAUAGUUUGUCCCGUUAUCCUGUUGACGUGUUUGUCCGGUGACAUGUUCUCUGAGAUAGUCACUCCCAAAUCUUUUUCCUCCACUCCUCUGCAUAUUAUCUCACUUCCCAUCUUAUAAUCAUAUUCACAUCUUCUGCCACUCCUACCAAACUCUAUCUUUUUUUACAUUUCCCAAGGUUGAACUCCAUCUGCCAUGUACCACUCCACUCCCAUAUUCUAUCCAGGUUCCUUUGCAAUGCCUCACAGUCCUUCACAUUUUUCACUCGUCUCAAUAGUUUUGCAUCAUCUGCAAACAAACUCACAUAGCUGGUCACUCCGUCCACCAUAUCAUUUAUAUAAACAACAAACCUUGUGGGACCCCACUCCUUACUGGGCACCAGUUGGAAACCUUGUCUCUGAUUAUCGUCCUCAUUUCCCUGUUAGUUAGGAAGUCCUCCAGCCACUUAAUCAGUCCAUCACCCACUCCACCCCUAUUUUUAAUUUUCCAAAUUAGUCUUCUGUUCGGUACUUUGUCAGAUGCCUUCAUCAAAUCCAGGUACACUCCAUCCCCCCAGCCUUCUCUCUCCUGUUUCAAAUCUGUCACCCUUGAGUAGUAACACAAGUUGGUGACACAAGAUCUCCCUCUCCUGAAUCCAAACUGCAAUCUGAGAUAACAUUUUCACUUUCUGAGAAAUCCGACCACCUGUUUUUAACCAGUCUCUCACAUAUCUUUGCAACCACACUAGUGAGUCAUACCAGUCUGUAAUUUAAUGGGUUCUCUCUCUUGCCUCCCUUAAAAAUCAGUACUAUGUUUGCUCUCUUCCAAUCUUGUGGUACCCUUCCUUCACUCAGGGAGGCGCUCAUUAUGGAGUGCAGUUUCUCUGCAAGUUGCUCACUACAUUCUUUCAAGAUCACCCUGAUACUUCAUCCGGCCCUGUCGCCUUUCUCACAUCCAGCUUGUUCAAGCUUUCCUUGACCUCCUGCACCGUUACCUGUAUCUCCUGCAUAACCCUUCCUCUUUCCUGGCCCGGUGGUUGUACGAAUUCGUCUUCCUUUGUGAAAACUCUGUGAAAGCUGUUGUUCAUCACUUCUGCCAUCUCUGCUGGGUCUUCAUAUGUGGUUUCAUUCAUUUUCAGUUUAUCGAUUGUUUCUCUGUUCUUUGAUUUGCCGUUCACAUAUCAAUUGAAUAGUUUGGGUUGGUCUUUGCACUUGUUGAUUAUAUCUUUUCCAUAUUUCCUUUUUUCUUCUCUUCUAAUCUUUGUAUAUUCAUUCCUUGCUUGUUUGAAAUUGUUCCACGCAUUGAUUUUUCUUCGUCUCCUCCAUCCCUUCCAGGCUUCCUCUUUUCUCUUUCUAGCUGCCUCGCAUCUCAUGUUAAACCAAUCCUUUUUACCAACAUCCUUUUUGGUUACCUUGGGGACAUAUCUAUUUUUGGCUUCCUUGUAUAGCUUUACAAACUCCUCCCACUUAUCCCGUGUACUCUUGGCUUUGUACAGCCCACUCCAAUUUGCAUUUUCAAAAAAGGUUCUCAUGCUAACGAAGUCUGCCUUACAGUAGUUGCUUCUCCCAAUUUUGUGAUCCUCUUUUCGGUCAAUCACUCUUUUCUGAUACUUCAAAUUCCACAACCGCAUGGUCACUCUUCGCUAUUGGACAAUCUACUUCAAGAUUUUCUAUUAUUUCCGGCUCCUUACUAAAUGCCAGGUCUAGUCUUGAUGCCUCACCUUCUUUCCCGAAUCUGGUUUGUUCCUUGAUCCACCGAGUCAGCACAUCUUCCAUUGCCAGUUGCAGGAGUCUUCCUCCCCACGACUCAUCUGUUCCCUGCGUCUGCCAAUCCUCCCAUUCCACCUCCUUGCAAUUGAAAUCACCCAUUAUAAUUAUUCUCUCACUCCCUCAACAUUCCAUCCAGGCAACUCACUGUGUCUUGUAUCGUUUGUUCAUAUUCUCACAGCUCCCAUGCACUUGUUCUUCGGGGCACAUACCCUACUACAUACUGCCUCCUUCUUCCUUCAGCACCCACAAUUUUUACUUUCAACACCUCCGCCAAGCCUUCGCCCUCAAUCACCUCCUCCACCCUAAUGCCUUAUGCCUGUAUGUGCGUGUAUGUGUGAGAGGAGGAGGAAAACGGAAGAAUACAGUGUGAUAUUGUGUCGUUAAAUCAUGUAAGCCGUACAGAAGAAUGUGGUUCGAUUUUUGCCACUCACGGCCGUCGCAUAUUCAGACCAAGGUUUUAUUAUGCGUGUGAGUGUGUGUAAGGAAGGGAGGUGAAGGAAAGAAGAAUACAGUGUGAUAUUCCGUGACGCUAAAUCAUGUAAGCUGAACAGAAGAAUGUGGUUCGAUUUUCGCCACUCACGGCAUAUUCAGACCAAGGCUUUAUUAUGCAUGUGAGUGUGUGUAAGGAAGGGUGGUGAAGGAAAGAAGAAUACAGUGUGAUAUUCCGUGACGCUAAAUCAUGUAAGCUGAACAGAAGAAUGUGGUUCGAUUUUCGCCACUCACGGCAUAUUCAGACCAAGGCUUUAUUAUGCGUGUGAGUGUGUGUAAGGAAGGGUGGUGAAGGAAAGAAGAAUACAGUGUGAUAUUCCGUGACGCUAAAUCAUGUAAGCCGUACAGAAGAAUGUAGUUUGAUUUUCGCCACUCACGGCUGUCGAAUAUCCAAACCAAGGCUUUCUUUUUGUCUGGUUUUCUCAACAUCCCUAAUUGUAAGACUUAAGUUUAACCCGCACACAAAAAGAGGAAGGAAAAACGUAUCCGGUUAAGGUUCGAGUAACUACUUAACGCUAAUUUUAGGCUCGUAGGAUAGUCUUUCGCUAACGCCUGAUUUUCCAAGCGUCAUAUUAGGCUGCGCAAGAAUACUGUGGGUGAUUUGACCUUUUUUGACCUGUUUUACUAGGCACGUCUUUUUGUUUUGUUUUGUUUUGCUUGUUUUUGUUUUGUUUUUGUUUUUACAUCAGAGGACACGGCUCAAGGGCAAUAAAAAGAGUACAAAAAAAAAAAAAAGGCCGCUACUCACCGCUCCUACAAAAGAUAAAAGUAAAGAGUAGCCAAAAGAGAGGUCGACUUUGGGUGGAGUCGGUUUCGUUGAUUUUUGUAUAUAUCCAAGAUUGUAAUGUGUCGGCAAUAAUGUGGGUGAUGUGUCUUUUUCACCCGUUUCUCAAGGCACGGUUAACCUUAGACAGCAGCAGUAUUUGAAGUGCACCUCCCCCUUUAAAUGAAUCGGUCCACAGUCACUGCCAACCCUGAGAGCGUAGCAUAAGUAUGGUUACGCCGCAUAAUAGAUGUUUUAACUAUCGUCUGUAUAUAGAUUCUACUGCAGUCUGAAAGUGUUAUAUUUCUGCCAUACAAAACUGACUAACUGAAUUUUGGACUGUCUAUAUAUACAGUAAACCCUCGAGGUGUUUUAACUAUCGUCAAUAUAUAGAUUCUGCCACAGUCUGAAAGUGUUGUUAUAUUUCUGCCAUACAAAACUGACUGGCUGAAUUUUGGACCGUUUAUAUAUACAGUAAACCCUCGAGGUGUUUUAACUAUCGUCAAUAUAUAGAUUCUACCGCAGUCUGGAAAUGUUGUUAUAUUUCUGCCAUACAAAACUGACUGGCUGAAUUUUGGACUGUUUAUAUAUACAGUAAACCCUCGAGGUGUUUUAACUAUCGUCAAUAUAUAGAUUCUACCGCAGUCUGGAAGUGUUGUUAUAUUUCUGCCAUACAAAACUGACUGGCUGAAUUUUGGACUGUCUAUAUAUACAGUAAACCCUCGAUAUAACGGACUAAUUGGGGGGAACUUAGUCCAUUAAUGCCGAAAGUCCAUUAUAAGCGGCGGAAAUUUAAAAAUACGUACAAUAAUAACAACAUACCUAAUAAACAUAGGUAUAGGUCCACUGCUUAGUUGGUUGUGUUGAUUUUCUAUAUUACUCUUUACGACCGAGACUUGUGAUGUGUCGGCUCAACUCCAUGUGAAAAUCCAACACUUCUUAACCCAGUAGCAGCGAAGGGCCAAAUUUGUGGCUUUACCGUGUAGUAGCGACAGGCCAAAUUUGUGCCAUGAUAUAAACCCCCCAAAAUAGAUGUUACAUAAUCUGAUCACAAAUGCUUUGAUAUGCAUUAUGAAAUGGUUUGUGCGAGGGGUGAUUUUUUCUCAUUUUUCUCGCUUGGAGGGAACAUUAAGAAACAUGAUCCUUGCUGCUACCGGGUUAAACACCAUCCUCAAAAAUGGAAUAAAAAAGCCAAACUAC
Messenger RNA from Eriocheir sinensis (Chinese mitten crab), 6737 nucleotides. RefSeq names its product tetratricopeptide repeat protein 5-like. The record is from RefSeq and is a predicted model, not a curated record. Gene Ontology annotation, molecular function: protein binding. Bases 379 to 1668 code for a protein of 429 amino acids. Lineage: Eukaryota; Metazoa; Arthropoda; Malacostraca; Decapoda; Varunidae. The transcript is spliced from 12 exons.